Closterium sp. NIES-65 is the source of this 897-nucleotide messenger RNA. Lineage: Eukaryota; Viridiplantae; Streptophyta; Zygnematophyceae; Desmidiales; Closteriaceae. The record is from the annotation of a GenBank genome assembly.
AUGUGCAUGUGGGGCAUUCGGAGGAAGGGCGUGGACGAGGUAGAAAUCAACGGGGAAGGGGUGGAGGGAGAGGUAGAGGCAGGUCCGGGGUGGUGUCUUCCACAGAAGAAGGAGGAGGCGCAGAUUGUUUGGAAGGUCCUGAUAGGGGAGGGCGCCAAAGAAGGGGAGGGCAGCAAGGGAGAGGAGGGAGGCAAGGAAGGGGAGGGCAGCAAGGGAGAGGAGGGAGGCAAGGAAGGGGAGGGCAGCAAGGGAGAGGAGGGAGGCAAGGAAGGGGAGGGCAGCAAGGGAGGGAUGGGCAGGAGGAAACGGGAGGGCUUCAAGGCAGGGAAUGGAAGGGCCACAUGGAAUGGGUUGGCAGGAGGGAAUGGGGGGGGCACUGGGAAUGGGUUGGCAGCAGGGAAUGGGGGGGCCAGAUUGUUUGGGAGGGCAGCAGGGAAUGGGCGAGCAGCAAGGAAUGGGAGGGCUGCAGAGAAUGAGAGAGCCGCAGACAUUGGGAGGGCCACAGGGAAUGGGAGGGCCACAGGGAAUGGGAGGGGCACAGGGAAUGGGAGGGGCACAGGGAAUGGGAGGGGCACAGGGAAUGGGAGGGGCGCAGGGAAUGGGCGGGCAGCAGAGAAUGGUUGGGCGGCAGAGAAUGGGAGAGCCGCAGAUAUUAUGAGGGCCACAGGGAAUGGGAGGGCCACAGGGAAUGGGAGGGCCACAGGGCAUGGGAGGGCCACAGGGAAUGGGAGGGCCACAGGGAAUGGGAGGGCCACAGGGAAUGGGAGGGCCACAGAGAAUGGGAGGGCCUCAGGGAAGGGGUGGGCAGCAGGGAAGGUGCGGGCAGCAGGGAAUGGGCGGGCAGCAGGGAAUGGGCGGGCAGCAGGGAAUGGGAGGGUUGUUACAAAGGCAAUUUAG